AUGCACAGCCUUCACCGGAAAGAGGAGGGGGCGGGCGCGUUUCCCGCGUCCCCAGCGUCAAAAAAGAAUUUUACAAGGAAACCCCCUCGCACGACACUGGGCACAGGACUGGGCACGGGACUGGCUCGCACUGGCACUAACACAGUGGUCCAAGUCACCUCAUCGAGGUACUGGGCGAAAGAAAACACCGAGCCCGGCACGAGCGCGGACGUCUUCGGCCUCGAGCAGCGCGGCGCUGUCGGGGACGGCGACUUCAGGCCGAGCGACGGCGGCGGCUAUGUGGCGUACAAGAAGGCGGACUACGCGCACGCCCUCUCGCGCUCGGACACCGACGUGCAGAUGUACCUGUUUGAAACCUUCGGCGGGUGGUGCAACGCGGUCAAACGGCUGUUCUACCAGAUGAAGGACAAGGUGCGCAACAAGCUCUCGAAGCGGCAGCACGAGGACGAGGCGAGCUGGUCGACGCGGUCGUGGCUUUCGCUGCAGGCCCAGCGCAUGUCAGUCGCGCUGCAGCUCGCGGCGGCGGAAGAGAUUGCGACCGAGCUCAGGCUCGCCGCGGCGUCGGAGGACGCCGCCGUCGCCUAG
Messenger RNA from Emiliania huxleyi CCMP1516, 585 nucleotides. RefSeq lists its product as hypothetical. The coding region runs from base 1 to 585 and encodes 194 amino acids. The transcript is spliced from 2 exons. The record is from RefSeq and is a predicted model, not a curated record. Lineage: Eukaryota; Haptophyta; Isochrysidales; Noelaerhabdaceae.